Messenger RNA from Nothobranchius furzeri (turquoise killifish), 3374 nucleotides. RefSeq lists its product as uncharacterized. Gene Ontology annotation, cellular component: nucleus. Gene Ontology annotation, biological process: regulation of DNA-templated transcription. Lineage: Eukaryota; Metazoa; Chordata; Actinopteri; Cyprinodontiformes; Nothobranchiidae. The record is from RefSeq and is a predicted model, not a curated record. Gene Ontology annotation, molecular function: DNA binding; transcription coregulator activity.
AGAUUGCAGAAAAUGUUUUUCAUAUGUAUUGGUACAAUUAUAUAAUGCCAUCAUCAUCAGCAGCACUACUAUGCCUAUCAGCUGUAAUUAAUCUGAGUUCAACUGCAGUUCCACAGAUCUUUUACUAAAUAAUGUUGUUAAAACCUGAUAAAGCUGUUGAAUCGGUUAUUUAUUUAGUUUUAAGAUCAGGACAUAAUAAAUUAAUUAUGUAGUUCACGAAAGAUGAGUAGAAAGGCGUGGUAUUUGACAGAUAGCUUAUUUAGGACUAAUUAAGCAAAACUGCAAAUGCAGUGUGUCAAAACAAAAACAUUUAAUGAUUCAAUAAUUGAAUGAAUUGGAAACAGCAGGUUAAAUAACAAUUUAUAAUUAAAAUGUAUUUGUUAAGGUAAAUGCAGAAAAUAAGAAAAGGAGAAGGAUUUAUUUUGAGGGAUUAUCGUGGAAAGUGUAAACAUAAAAACAAGGCUGGGGUUUGCAAAAAUAAACCUACAAUCAGAUCUUUGAGUAAAAGGUUAUUUAUUAGAAAUCAGAAUGUGAAGAGAUUUUAUUGAAGAAACUUGUAGGGUGUGUUGUUUCUGUAGAUAAAAUUGAGGUCGAGCUAAACAUGAACUCGAUAACCCCGUCGGCAAGCAGCAUUUAGGCGGAACUAAAACACUGGGCACAGGUUUCCUUCAGAGCCUCUCAAACUUAACGGACAAACGGAAGUGGUCUUAAAUUUGAACAACCAUCACAGCGACAAUAACCGCGCAUUUAACGCUACGGCACAAACUAACAGUCGGGGUUAAAGGUGAAAGCAGCAGAAUGGAAGAGGAGUCAACAGAAACUGAGAUGGGCCGAGGUACUGUGAAAUCUGAUGGGGAGAGAAACUCUGGCAUGUCAAGUUCUAAAAAUGGAUCAAAAACAGGACAUUCUGUUAGGAGACCAGGAAGGCCGAAAAAGUCCGUCACAGCUGAGAAGGUUGUCACUCAAGAGUUGGUGAACAGCGGUUCUGCUACAUCUAGAAGAGGACGCCCAAAAGGAUCAAUAAAGCGCAAUGCUAUGGAGGAAUUGACCAUAACUGAGGUGGGACGAGGAGAUACUGUGAAAACUGAUGAAGAGAGCAACGUGGACAUGUCCACUAACCUUCCAAUUAAAAGAGGAAGGGGGAGGCCGCAGGGUUCUAAGGAGUUAAAGGUCUAUGUUACAGACCUUAACCUCGCAGAACCCCAACGAGGAAUUAAGACACACACCAGUACUGAAGACAUUUCAAAAAAGGGACAAUCUGUUAAAAAACCAGGAAGACCAAAAAAGUCUGUCACAGCUGAGAAGGCUAUCGACGAAGAGUUGAUGGACAGGGGCUCUGAUGCACCCUGCACAAAGGAGUCAGUAAAGCGCAAGUCAGAAAGUUUAACAAGUGGAGAGAAAGAGGGUGGUCCUGAACCACCCCGGAAAAGAGGUCGACCAAAAGGUUCUCCCAAUAAGAAACCAAAGGCAACAUGGGAUGAAUCAAAUGGCCUCUCAGACACUCUGAGAAGAGGAAGAGGUGCGCCCAGGAAAAGUAUUGAACAGAGGCCUGUCGAACAGGAACUGGUUACAGGUGGCUCCCAGCCAGGAAAGAGGGGAAGAGGUCGGCCUAAGGGCUCUUUAAACAAAGUGCACAGUAAUGUAGGGCAGCUCCAGAAGGACUCAGGUUUCCUUGUGAAAGGGAGGAAGCGUGGUCGACCAAGACAGAAACCAGGAAAAAGGGGAAGACCAAGGAAAUACCCUCUGCCGUCCUCGGAGGAACUGAAGAAGCCCAAAGUCUGGAAGCCCCUUGGGCGGCCGAGAAAAUACCCUCGUGCCGAGCCACCAGAGGGGGCACAGCUGGCCCCUCGGAGGAGCCGCGGUCGGCCCCGCAAGUCAGAGGUGAAAAAAGGUGCUCACUUGCGCAAAACCAUUCCAACAACUCCAUCCACACCACGAAGCCUCGCUGAUGGGCUUAAGAGAAAAAGGGGCCGUCCCCCAACUGCUGCAAAAAGUGAAGGUGCCACUCCGCAGAAAAGGGGCCGCCCAAAAGGUUCGCUCAACAAAAAUAAAACCAGAAGUGACGGCUCACUCCCUAACCAUUCAGCAGCGGAGAGGGUUUCGCCCGCAGUCGAGUUGGAAAGUGGCGUUGCGGUGUUGCUCGAAGCGGACUAGAGACCCUGUCAAGUCGGCUUAAUGAAGUCAAACCAAAAACAUUUGGUGUAGUAAUUUCUCUUGAAGCAUAGAGUAAAAUCUCGUCAAUGACAUGUUUUUUAUUUUAUUACAUUUGGUCAGUUUGCUAGGUUAUAUUUUCAGCAGAUGUUCUCGUCUUUUUUCUGACUAACUUUUGACUAAAUUUUGCUUUUAUUGUGCUUGUUGAGUAAUCGGAAAACCCUUUCUUUGGAGCUCUGGGAGUAAAUAUAGACAUGUUCUGUUUUAAAUCCUCGUUCAGAUGUCGUGUUCCACGUUUUAGUUGUUUCAAUGAAAUGGUUUGUUAGAAAGAAUUUGAUUAACUCAUUCACUGCCAGCUGUUUCCUGAUCGCUAAAGGCCUUCGCUUCGACUUAAGUCGUCAAUGGCAUUGAAUGAGUUAAAACAGCUUCUAUUUAGUUUAUUUAAGAAUGUUUAAUGCCCUUGACUAAACAAUGCAGUUGUAACAAUGAUUUUAAGUCUGUUUUUGACAUGGAAUUAUCUUGUUCAGAGUGAAUCCAUGUGACCGUAUCAAUGCUGAAGAAUUACAUAGACGAGCAGUAAUUUCCACAGUAAUUUUACUUCCACGAUAAAGCCUUUUAAUCCACUCAUCAUUGUGAUGGAGAAAAGAUGCAGAAAAGUUGCACGAGAUUCAAAUCUGCAACAUAAUUUUGAAUUAAUUUAAUAGCAUUUUUGUCUUUAAUUUAAACUUGAAAUACUGACAGAUUAAGAAAAUGACUUCCUGUUUCACCCAGACAGUAAUUCUCUAAAGUAGAUGAAAGCUAAAUGAUAUUCUUCACUUUGUGGAUUUAUGUUUUGCCUUAUUGUUAGAGCGAUGAAUGUAAACUCAUUCCUGAUCAUAAACUGAUAAAGUGCUCCACUUUGUGCCAUUUUUCUUGUGGGAGGUGUCUUUAGUCACUGCUGUUUACAUGUUGCUGUCAUUUAGUUAAUAUUUUAUAGCCGUGAGAAGAUUUUUAUGUUGAGAUGAAAAGUAGUGUGAUAUCAGAACGUUGUUUUAAGCCGUUUGUGUAAUGUUCAGUUAUUGCCUGAUAUUAAAAGUUAUGUUGAUUAAAGAAGUGAGAAAAAUGUGAAUUUGUCCCAGCUUUUAAAAAAAUCAACUUUAAAUUGGCAUUUGCAGUUUCAGUAAGAAUCAAAUUUGUGAGGCUGUAUUUGAAUUUAAAUUAAAAAAGUUCAUCUUACAGUUGAA